AUGCAUUCCGCAAGAAUUCAUAAAGUAAUCUUUCGAAUGAUUUCUCUCUUUUAUCGUUUCGGUUUUUGGCAUGGCGAAGAUAAGCCAACAGCGAUUCAACUCGGACAAAAGUCAUUCUAUUGCAUCUACUACCUGUUAUUUAACAUUUCGUUUGCGAUUGGAGCAAUUACAAAAGAAACCGUAGACGAAAGCAUUUUCUUAGCGGAAGGAUCGUUUAUUAUUAUAGUUAUGACGACCAAAAUUUGGAUGUUGCUCUGGAAACAGAGGUCAAUUAUGGAAUUGCUAGAUCGAGUCUGUGUUUUCUCAAUACGAAAUGACAAAGAUUUCGCAUUUUUCAAUGACAAAGUGGAAAAGUUCAUUAAAUUUGUGAAUGUGUACGGAUGUGCAGCUAUGGUUGGUUCAUUGGGAUGCUCAAUUUUCCCUUUUAUUGGAAAAAAGAACAGUUUUGUUAUGGAAUUUGCGUUCCCAUUGGAUUGGGAAAAUAGUGAAAUUGGAUUUUGGGUGACGUACAUUUUCUUCACUAGCGAAAAUAUUGUAACAUUUCUGUCGAUGGCGUAUUCCGUUAUAAUUUGGUAUUUAUUGCUGCAGUGUUCUUUAAGAUAUACAAUUUUGGGAAGAGAAAUAAGAAACAUGGGACGAAUCACAAGUGGCGGUAACAUCAAAAUGACGCGGAAGGAACAACCGACCAUUUUUUACCAGGACUUAGUGGCUGCGAUUGAAGCUCACUUUCAUUUACGGGGAUUAAUCUGCGAAGUGGAAUCAUUUUUAUCAAGAUUGUUUCUACUGCAGUUCGCCACCAGUGGCCUCUGCAUUUGUUGUUCAAUUUAUUGCUUGGCAUUCGAUGUUAGUGUAAACACUUUGGAACGCAUAAUUCAUUUCUAUACGUUUUUCUACAACAUCGCUGAGUUGUUUAUGAUAACGUACCUGGGGAAUGAGAUUAUGUUGUCAAGUAGCGGUCUUAGCUACAGUUUGUUUGAAUCGGAGUGGGUCGAACAAGCACAUUCGACCCAGAAAUGCCUUAUCGUUUUUGGUGAAUAUUUGAAGCGAUCACAGGAGAUGCUAAUCGGUAAAUUGUAUCCGCUGACUUUGGAAACAUUCACUAGGAUUUUGAAGUCGUCUUACAGCUUGUUCAACGUUAUAAAAAACACUAAACAAUAAAAAUGGACGGAGAAGUAGUCAAAGA
Molecule: messenger RNA, 1183 nt
Organism: Bradysia coprophila
Lineage: Eukaryota; Metazoa; Arthropoda; Insecta; Diptera; Sciaridae
Biological process (GO): detection of chemical stimulus involved in sensory perception of smell; sensory perception of smell
Cellular component (GO): plasma membrane
Molecular function (GO): odorant binding; olfactory receptor activity
Source: RefSeq, a predicted model, not a curated record